UAUCCCCUUUCACAUAGUAGGAAAGUGCCAUCUAUUGUUCCAUGAUUGGGGGAAGUUAUUGGCCUGUGUUGCUCCACGUAGCAAACCCUACUUCCUGUUCCAGAGUACGGCCGAUCAGUUAUGAUGAGGUGUCUUUAAGUACAGGUGUCUGGGCGAGGCAAAUAUUGUCACUCAUUAACUGGCAUGGGAGUUGCAACGUAAGGCAGCAGUGUAACGGUUCACAUAUACUGCCCCGUGGCUGCUGGAGGAGGACUGUGGUCGGAGCAGGUGAAUUCAGGUGUUUACAGAGAGGUGUGGUGUGUUUGUUCGCUCUCGCCUCCUCCCUGUUCUCUGUGCCCGCCCUGUGGGACUGUUCCCUGAAGAGCCAGAAAGGGAGGAGGAGCGAGGUUGACUAGAUUAGCUGCUAUGACACUUGCAGAGACGCACAAACAGGUUCAAGGAAUUUGCUCUUACCCUUGCCUUUCUACUUCAAGAUUUACCCCGUGAAUGUUUAGCAAUUAACGCCAGCCUUCGGAUCAACAUCCGUUCUGAAGCAUGCGUCUGUUUCUACGCCGGCGUAUGUCCCCCCUGAAACUGGUGCUCUUCGGGGGGACUCUCUUCAUGGUUGUCCUCGUGGUUCUCCAAAGGGAUGUUGGGUCUUCAUCUGCCGGGGACCCCUGGCUGCAAGGGCUGGUGGUCAAAAAAGACAAGGUGAUGAUCAUGGUCCGAGAGGCUGUCAACAACAUGGGCUUUCAGAUUGGAGCUCCACAGCCACCGCCAGAAAAGGAGCAGCCGACCCAGGAUAUCAACUGCCCCGCUGGGUUUUACACUAAGGCAGAGCUUAAACCUUACCUGGAGAGACCGCCCCAGGACCCCAACGGCCCCGGUGCUGAUGGGAAAGGAUUUCAGAAAGACCCCCUGAGCCCUGAGGAAGAGAAGGAGAGGCAGGAGGGCAUGACGCGGAAUUGUUUUAACCAGUUUGCCAGUGACCGCAUUUCACUUAGUCGAAGUCUUGGUGAAGACACGAGGCCCACAGAGUGUGUGGAGAGAAAGUUUCCUCGUUGUCCUCCUCUGCCUGACACAAGCGUCAUCAUAGUCUUCCACAACGAGGCCUGGUCCACGCUCCUUAGGACAGUCUACAGCGUCCUGCACUCGUCUCCUGCCAUUCUGCUCAAAGAGAUCAUCUUGGUAGAUGAUGCCAGUACUGCAGAGCACCUGAAGAGCAAACUGGAUGAGUAUGUGCUUCAGCUGAAGAUUGUUCGUGUAGUGAGGCAGCUCGAGAGGAAGGGCCUCAUCACAGCCAGGCUGCUGGGUGCCAGCGUUGCUCAGGGUGAAGUGCUCACCUUCCUCGACGCACACUGUGAGUGUUUCCAUGGUUGGCUGGAACCCCUGUUGUACCGCAUUGUUGAAGAACCCACUGCUGUGGUCAGUCCAGAAAUCGUCACCAUUGACCUCAACACCUUUCAGUUCAAUAAACCUGUAGCCACCAACCGCGCCUACAACCGAGGUAACUUUGACUGGAGCCUGUCCUUCGGCUGGGAGCCGAUCCCCGAGGAAGCACGGAAGCUGCGCAAGGAUGAAACCUACCCUGUAAAAACGCCUGCUUUCGCCGGAGGUCUCUUCUCAAUCUCCAAGAAGUACUUUGAGCACAUUGGGACAUACGAUGACAAGAUGGAGAUCUGGGGCGGUGAAAAUGUGGAAAUGUCGCUCAGGGUGUGGCAGUGUGGGGGUCAGCUGGAGAUCAUCCCUUGUUCUGUGGUGGGCCACGUCUUCCGCAACAAGAGCCCCCACACUUUCCCCAAGGGCACAGAAGUCAUCACACGCAACCAAGUGCGCCUGGCUGAAGUCUGGAUGGACGACUUUAAGAAGGUCUACUAUCGCCGCAACAGGAAUGCUGCAGUUAUGGCUAAAGAGAAUAAUUUCGGGGACAUCUCUGAUCGCCUGAAAUUGAAAGAGAGGCUUCAAUGCAAGAACUUCACGUGGUUUCUAAACACAGUCUACCCAGAGAUCUUCAUUCCAGAUUUAAACCCUGAAAAAUAUGGAGCGCUUAAAAACUCAGGGUCUAAUACCUGCCUGGAUGUUGGGGAUAGCAACCAGGGAGGUAAACCAGUGAUCAUGUACCAGUGUCACAACAUGGGAGGCAACCAGUACUUUGAGUACACAUCUCAUAACGAGCUACGUCACAAUACUGGAAAGCAGCUGUGCCUUCAAGCCACAACCCAGCCAGAGCCGGUGAAGAUUGAGCUGUGCCAACUGAAGGGGAAGGGAACCAGUUUGUCUCCACAACAGGAGUGGGUCUUUACAGGGGCAAAUCUUCUAAAGAAUCCCAGCAGUGGAAAAUGUUUACGACUGAAAGGAGACCAGAUUCAUAUGGACGUCUGUAAUUCUGCUGAUCUCUUCCAGCACUGGACCUUCAGCUGACCUCCUGGUCUGCUCAUCCAGUGACCUGUAGCUCUUUGUGUCUCACGCCGCAGACUCUGCACCAAAGAGCCAAAUCAAUCAAUUAAUUAAUCCAAUAGGAUUUGCGGUGGAGCUUUCAGGCAUUUGGCCAAAAUACUGAAUGGACAAUUAAAGGUGGAGGACAAUGACAGUCGCACCUGUUGAAGACACUCUGGGUUUUAACCGAUUUUUUUAAGUUAUUUAUGAAGUGAACUCAGGAAAAACAUGACAAAGGCUGUCGACUGUCAUGACCUUAAUUUCACAGAAUGUACACUCCAGCUAAGAAAUAACUUUUUUUUUCUUUUUUUUUGAAGGGGGGAUCUGUCAGUGAAUGUUGAAAUGUGACAAUAUGCACUCGUCUCCAAGAGUGUCUAUUUUUUAAUAAAAAUUCUUUGUGUCAGAUAAAUGAUAAUUUGUAUGCAAUGUAUGAUUAAUAUUUAUUUUUUAUCAUCACUGUAAGGCUCUCCAAGGGUUUCAAAAGUAAAAUAUACUGGAGUUUCAACCAA
This is a messenger RNA of Mugil cephalus (flathead mullet), 2924 nucleotides long. RefSeq names its product UDP-N-acetyl-alpha-D-galactosamine:polypeptide N-acetylgalactosaminyltransferase 6 (GalNAc-T6) (gene galnt6). The transcript has 11 exons. The coding region runs from base 535 to 2400 and encodes 621 amino acids. The record is from RefSeq and is a predicted model, not a curated record. NCBI's taxonomy places the organism in Eukaryota, Metazoa, Chordata, Actinopteri, Mugiliformes, Mugilidae. Gene Ontology annotation, cellular component: Golgi apparatus.